Messenger RNA from Closterium sp. Naga37s-1, 792 nucleotides. The record is from the annotation of a GenBank genome assembly. Lineage: Eukaryota; Viridiplantae; Streptophyta; Zygnematophyceae; Desmidiales; Closteriaceae.
AUGUUUGGCACCCACGAUAUGAAAUUCUCCUUCCCCAACGCCCGCCUCCUUCGCUUCCGCUUUGCCAGCAACGAGCUCAAGCUCACCCUCAUCAUCUCCAAGGCGCUCAAGACUCUGUCGGUGAUGGCCAAGUGGCUGGUCCUCUCCUGCAAGAGCACCGCCCCUCUCGCUCUCGACCACCUCUCACUCUACGGCCAGGAUCGUCUCGUGAUUUCCUCCCUCCGCAUCGCAUCUGCCCGAGCUGUGUACCUCAACGGCCCUGCAACUGACAAGGGCAGCAACCGCCCCAGGAUGUCCUACCAGCUGCCACCUUCCUUCCAGCACGGCUCCCCGUGGCGUUUCCAGAUUUUCUUGGACCAAGUGGCUGCGCUCUAUAGCGGGAAGCGUGGAGGGGGAAGAGGCCGCAAGUCUGUGCAGAAGAAGAAGAAAGAGAAGGUCUGUGCCAAGCCGCCAUCCAUCGGCGCUCCCAACCUGCGGUUCCUCUUCUUCCCCACCCGCAAAAUGUGUAAUGCGCCCACACUGGCUGCACUGCGGCAGGACUACCCCGCCCUACCACUCUACUGUGUGGUGGACCGCUCCUUCGAUUGGCACAGGAAGGGAGUGUGCAUCAACAAUGGGCCGCUAGAGCAUUGGAGGCGGGCCAAGAGUGGGGUGCUGCGGGAGGAGUUUGACGAGGAGAAGAAGCUGAAGAAUGUGAGAGAGAAGAUGCAUAGUGUGAAUCGGAAGCUGGUGGAGGGGUACAGUGUUGAGGAAGAUGAGGCACAUAUGUUCAAGUACAAAGGUAGGUUUUAG